Messenger RNA from Oppiella nova, 4584 nucleotides. The record is from the annotation of a GenBank genome assembly. Lineage: Eukaryota; Metazoa; Arthropoda; Arachnida; Sarcoptiformes; Oppiidae.
AUGACUAAUAGGAGUGGUUUGUGGACUCGUCUUCUCCACCAACGGCUGAGGUGUUGGUGCCGUGGAUUUGGUGGUAGGGUUAGUGGGCUCUUCGGUGGUGGCAUUCAGAAGUGGACGGGGAGUUGUGGUGUGACCCCCAACCAAGUCAAACAACUGCUUAAUCCAAUCCCCGAUCACAUCAAAUACACCGUCAACUGGCGUGCAAUUGGAUUGGUUGAUAAGACUCGUGAACCCAAUCGCCACGAUCUUCGAGCUGUUCCCGGCCCUCGUGUUGGCCCUCAUUAUCGCCUGGAGCACCACAAACCAGACACUGUCCUACACCUCGAUGCCAUCCGAGGCCCGUAUGCCCUCUAUUACACCCCAAACACAUCAUUCACUUGGGAUCUAAUGAACACAUUGAAGACAAUCAGUGGUUGGACUGUCACCGCAAUGAGAGACCCGGAAGAGCUCCGGGAGUUUAUGAGCAAAACAACUAACAAUAGUGGGAAUACCCGUCUCGUUAAGACAGUUAAUGACAUCCCAAUUAAGACUGAGAAUCAGACGGUCCUUAUCAAUGAGGCGUUCCUCACAAAAGUGGCCAAAGAUUACGGUGUGAACCACAAGAAGACCAAAGAGAUUGAGUUCUGGAUGUUUCCCGGAUUCAAAGACUCUGACACCCGGCCAUUCAAUCGCAUGUCCAGAGGUGACCUCAUAUCGGUGUCCAUAGUGUUUGGGUAUAUCGUGUUGUGUCCGCUGAUUGUCCGGCGGGUGACGAACGAGAAGUCCAUUAAAGUCAAAGAACUGAUGCGAAUGAUGGGAAUGUCUGAUUGGGUCUUCUGGUCCUCCCAUUUCAUCAAUUAUCUCAUUGUCAUGUCUGUCCACACAUUCAUAUUUACAAUGCUCUGGUGUUAUGGCUUUCCGGCGAUAGGUGUGGGCGAUGGUCGGGCACUCUUUCACCUCAUAAAUGCCAUCCUAUUCUUCAUAAUUGUACUCAUUUUCUGCAUCCAAACGAUUCUGUUUUGUAUGGCUUUCUCCACACUAUUUAACGGACCCGUAGUGUCCGUCAUAGUGAUGGUCGUCGUAUACACCCUCAUCUACGGCGUCGGUAUGUUUUAUUUGCACCCGUUUUUCACCCUCAAAGAGGACGACGCAUACACUUUGCGACUCAUUUCGUCGGUAUAUCCGACGUAUGGUCUGACGUGGACUAUGGCUUUGAUCGGACGGUGGGAAUGGUUUGGAGUCGGAGUCGGAUUUAAAGAGCUCUUCUCGAAGGUCCCGUAUAUUGGCUUAGGUUUAGGGGAAGUACUGGUCGUACAGAUACUGUCGUGCCUUUUGUGGGCGUUUGUGAUCUGGUAUUUGGACGCCGUUUGGCCCUUUCAGUACGGAGUACCACAACCCGUGUACUUCCCGUAUCAGCCCUCCUAUUAUUGGCCACAAAAGUCCCGUUCAGUAAAAGAUGUCGAAUCGACGGCCAAUUCGGAUGCGAAUCCAAACAAUGAAAGUCAACCGAAAGACAGCAAAGUUAUGAUAUCUUUGAGAAAGAUAUCAAAAGAUUUCGGUGGCGGACGAGGGGUUAAAGACAUGUCUUUAGAUAUCUUCAGUCAACAAAUUACUGUUUUGUUGGGACAUAACGGCGCCGGAAAGACCACUACAAUGAAUAUGAUUACCGGUAUAUUCCCUCCGACUUCGGGAACAGUUCUCGUUAACGGAUACGAUGUGAUGACAGCCACCCGAGAGGCCAGAAAGAGCAUUGGGUUGUGUCCACAGGAAAAUAUUCUCUUCAAUGACUUGUCUGUUGAACAACACCUCAGACUUUAUGCCGUUUUGAAAGACUGCCCGAAAAACCAGUUAAAUGCGGAAAUCGAUAGAGUAUUGUCUGUCAUCCGACUGAUAGACAAGAAGUUCUGGAGAAGUAUUUUACUGUCGGGAGGAAUGAAACGAAGACUUAGUUUAGGAAUCGCUAUAAUCGGCGCAACAAAAGUCCUGAUACUGGAUGAGCCGACCUCUGGAUUAGAUCCAGAAGCUCGCAGAGGGAUAUGGGAUGUAUUGGAAGAGUUCAGACAAAAGAAGACAAUACUAUUGACCACUCAUUACAUGGAAGAGGCGGAUGUAAUGCCUAUUGUUGUAUUGGGCGACAGAAUAGCCAUUAUGUCUGAAGGUGUCCUCAAAUGUUGUGGAUCUGCAAUGUUUCUGAAGAAGCGAUUUGGCGCCGGAUAUCACCUGAGAAUCUUAAAGUCAGACAAUUAUAAGAAGGAAGCGGUCGAUGAGAUACUCAAAAGACAUUUACCCGACAGUCGUCUUCAGAGCGAAAUCAAUACUGAAGUCAUUUAUUCACUCGAAUCGGAGGACACAUCCAAACAAACCGAUAAAAAUGUUUUCCCGAAACUGUUUGACGAACUCGAGAGUCGGAAACAGGAGAUCGGUAUCCAAUCGUUUGGCAUAACUGUGAUCACAAUGGAAGACGUCUUCUUGAAAGUGGGUUCCGAUGGAGAGGUCGACCACAAGUCGAAGAAUACGAAGAAUACUGAGACGAAGACAACGAAUUACACGAACCUGAUUGGAUUUAAACUCAUUUUGCAAUCAGUUUACGGUUUAUUAGCGAAACGUUUUCAUUCAGGUCGUCGGCAUUGGUCUACCGUUUCGUUUCAAAUCAUAAUACCGGCGCUUCUCUUCAUUCUCAUCCUCUAUAGUGACGAAACUUUAUGGAAAGACAUUUGGAUUCUUCAAACAAAUGACACCAAUUCAGAAGACUUUGGCCUCAAAUACUAUAUUCCAAACGCUAGAAGACAUGGUAUGUCUGCAGCGCUUCUGAAGACUGAGAGUCCGAACGAAUGGCUGAUAACUAAGUCUAAGAGUUUCGAGGAAUAUGUUAUGAAGUAUACAAUGGGAGCGUCUGCUAAUGAAGCAUCUGGAUCCUUUUUACUGCAAUUGUGGUAUAGCCUUGAGUCCACACACUCUCUGCCGCUUUCCAUUAAUUUAAUGUACGAAUCGUUGGUUCAGUAUUUUAUAUCACAAAUGAGAAAUGACUUCACAAUUACCACAACCAAUGAGAUACCGAAACCCAAGAAUGAGUUCACUGAAGAACCUGGAUCCAAUAUCGCCAGUGCUAUCGUCACAUGUGUUCUUCUAAUGCCAAUAGCCCUACCAUUUCUGGGCGCCUCAUAUGUCGUGUAUCCCAUUCAAGAAAUGGUUUCAAAGUCAAAGUUACUUCAAUUGAUGACCGGUUUGUCUUCAUUCACGUAUUGGCUCUCAAACUAUUUGUUUGAUUUGUUAAACCAUUUGCUGGCGAUAGUCCUAUUGAUGUUAAUUAUCUAUAUCUGUGACAUAAACUACAUAUUCUUUUACGAUUCAGAGGCUGUAUUUGCAUUAUUCCUCUUACUAUUCACGUUUGGUUUACCAUGUGAUGAAAUCAGCACUUUAUCCAUUGAUGGUAUGGGUGUCGGUCGGGAACUCAUAUGUUUGGCCGCAUCUGCGCUCAUAUUCUUAAUCCUAUUGUUUAUUAUCGAAGAUCUCUGCAGAUGUCUUAAACGUCGCGCUUAUGACCCGAAUCUGACUCUAGUUAUGCCUAAAGACGAAACGGUAGACUCGGAUGUAAUGGCUGAGAGACAACGAGUGGAUGAGUUGAUGAAGAAUAAGGAGUUGAGAGCACAGGAAGGGAUAGUUGUGGUGAAUCUGAACAAGUCUUUCGGUACGUUCACAGCCGUCAAGAAUCUGUCAUUUGGUGUCCAUAAGAACGAGUCCUUCGGUCUGUUGGGAGUGAACGGCGCCGGAAAGACCACCACUUUCUCGAUGCUUACCGGAGAGGAAUUGCCGGACGAUGGGAACGCCUACAUUGAGUCCAUCGAUUUGAUGGCAAACAACAAGUUGUUUGAGAGUCGUAUCGGUUAUUGUCCACAAUUUGAUGCCCUUCUCGACCGACUGACCGGCGAAGAGAUGCUAUACUUAUUCGCACGACUGCGAGGAAUCCCCUCCGAUGUCGUCGCCAAUGAAGUCACGGCUGUUAUCCACGCAAUAGAUCUGCAGAACCACUGCAAGCACUUGACCCACAAUUACAGCGGAGGUAACAAACGAAUGCUAUCUCUGGGUCUGUCUAUCACCGGUCGACCGGCGCUCGUGUUUCUGAACGAACCGACGGCUGGUGUGGAUCCGGUCGCCCGCAGGAAGAUGUGGCAGACGUUGGAGAAGUUGAAGAGCAGUAAGAACUCGUCGAUUAUCCUCACCUCUCACUCGAUGGACGAAUCGGAAGCCCUGUGCACUCGCAUUGCUAUUAUGGUUAGGGGUUCCUUCAGAUGCUUGGGAUCCACUCAACAGCUGAAGUCAAAGUUUGGACAGGGAUUCACUUUUAUCAUCAAAUUGAAGCUACAAUUAGUGGCCAAUGAGUACACCAAUCGAGUCGAUGCUUAUGUCAAACAACACAUCCCAUCGGCUGUGUUAAGGGAUUCACACGAAUGUCAUCUUCAUUACCACAUAACAGACACAUCCACUCAAUGGUCACAACUGUUUCAUGUGAUGCAAAGCGCGCACAAAGAGUUAGAUCUCGAGGACUAUAAUCUGAGUGAUACUACUUUGGAGCAGAUAUUCCUCUCAUUUGCUAAACAAAAGUGA